AUGGGAGGAAUGAAACAGAAUAAAGUGAAAUUAGCUGCACCAAAAACCAAACAAAAGAAAGCCCUUAACAAAUGGAAGCAAGAAAAGCAAGAAAAGAGCAGCGACAAUGGUGUAAAGGGCCCAAGCCGCGCUAAAUUGGGCGUUUCAAAAGUGGACAAAAAAGCCACACGCAAACCGAUGGUAUUUGUUUCACCAAAAAAAGACGCUUCAUCCGAGAAGAUGGAUGAUUCGGACGAAGCAGAACAGCAGGAAACCGUUCCAUCCAAACUACCAGUGCUGGAACCGGUUCCGACCGACAUACCCGAUCCGCAACUGGAACCGCACAAAAUAAAACUAUUGCAACCGCUGAUCGGGUACAUUUACAACGGUGAUCAGUUGUCGCUGAAGCAAAGCUUCGAACAGGCCGGGCUGCUGCUAUCGCCAGAUUACAAUGAGAAGACGCGUAUAUUUCGCUUCUUGGUAAAUAUGAAGGAAAUGUGCCGAGCGGAAGGCGAAAAGAACGAAGCACAUUCGAUUGCGCGCGAGAAGCUGGUACAGAUCGUCCGGUACUACUGUUACACCGUAAAGCGUGUAAAGGAGUAUCACACCCGUAGGAAAAUUUUCUACACCCGACCACCGAAACCGUCGCUUCAGGCACAGAAGGAUCUGAAGAAACUCUCGGAAGAGAACGUUGGUUUUCAGAUGUUGCAGAAGCAAGGCUGGAAUCCGGGAUCCGCACUCGGUGUAUCGGCUGACGGUAUUAUCGAACCGAUUGUAGCCCAGAAACGUAAGGGUAAAAGCGGUCUCGGCGUGGAAGAUGCUGUCGCCCCGGAUGGAACUGCUGGCGAGAAGGUGAAGAUUCCGCUGGAAGCGUUCUACCUGCUGCUGAAACAGUACGCCGGUGUAAAUGCACUGUACGAUAUAGUGUUUAGCACGCAGUUUUCCAAACAUCAGAUGGCUAAAUUGAAAAACUUUGCUACAUCGUUGAAGCUGCUGCCACUGAUGAUUGGCAGCAACAAGAAGAAACUGGUCGUGAGCCAGCCACUAACGAUCAAGCAGAUCAAAGAGGGCGUCAUAAAGGGACACUCGGAUCUGUGCGCCAAGUACGUCGUCAUACCACCCGCGGCCGGUAUUCCGGAGAAAGACAGGGUACUGUAA
Anopheles marshallii is the source of this 1137-nucleotide messenger RNA. RefSeq lists its product as uncharacterized. The transcript has 3 exons. The record is from RefSeq and is a predicted model, not a curated record. Bases 1 to 1137 code for a protein of 378 amino acids. Gene Ontology annotation, molecular function: nucleic acid binding. NCBI's taxonomy places the organism in Eukaryota, Metazoa, Arthropoda, Insecta, Diptera, Culicidae.